AUGCUACUAAGAAAGCUUUGGAGGACAUUGACUCCAAGCUCAUUAGCCUUGAGUGUUAAGAAAGCCGUUAUAUAUGCUAUUAUCGCUGUUUUUAACAAUAAUCCGCACCUUAAAAAUGACUUAAAACAUCUUUACUCUUCUCAUGUUACUAACCUUUCUGAGUCUGUCAAGUCUGCUGGCAAGGCUGGUGACACCGGUGAAAUUGAGAAGCUUCAUGUUGAAGUGUCUAAAAAAAUUACUGAAAUUGACGCGGAAAUUAAAGAUCUUGAAAAGCCUAAUAACCUCUAUAAUAAUCUUCCUUCUUCCCCCUCUCUCUCUGCUGAGUCAGACAAAUUGCAGUCCAAGUUGGAGGCUUUGAGGAAAGUGGAGAAGCUUUGUGGAUUUUUGACUAAUUCUAAUAAUCAUCCAAAUGAUCCUAAAAAUCUCUUAGAUAAUUUAUGUGAUGGUCUCGAAACCUUCCUCGGCUUCAAUCCAUCUUCCAAAGGCUACACUGGCCAGGGGAUUGUGUACUCUGACCUGGACAGGCUGUGUGAUGCAGUGAUGGGAUUUUUGAGUGGAGUGCUUGGUGCGGUGAAAGAUGAUGAAGCAGUUAAAACGUACGAUAAAUACAUGGAUAGAAAGCUUAGUGAAGUACUAAAAGAGGUAAAUAAAAAUAUUGGCUCCGGGCGUGAAGGGCUUGUGGCGUCUGUCGACGCGGUGAAGGGGUGGUUGGAGGGGUAUGAUAACCAAAUCAAAUGGUUGACAUAUAAUGUUAUGAAUGAUAUGAACGAGUUAAUUAACGAUUUAGGAACUACAUACUACGUUUCUAUAAAAGCCGAUCAAAAUCUCGAAACUCAGUUGCACAUCUGGAGGUCUGUUCUCCAGAAAAUAAACGACCGAUUUACGCAGAUGGAACACAAUGUUGAAAAGUUAGAUCCGGCGUUACACGAACAGUUGAAAAAGGAAAUGAUUAUUUUCAAGAGGUCAUUAGAGCUGUUACAGGAGUCGGCGAAAAAUACGUCGUGUGAGGAGCAGAUUAAGAAGGUGGAUGAAACAUUGUCGGAGCAGAAAAAUUAUAUACAAAAACAGAUCGAAGAUGGGAGUUUAAAACUUAGACAAACUUUGGAUGCCGACUUGUGGAAACUUCGCAAUUUUGUCAAGUCUUUGGAAGAAACAAAAAACCAGAAUAUUAAGGAUAUACAGAAUCGUUUGGAUGAUGCUAAAACCUUUCUGUCAAAUAAUUUCGAUAGAGAUUACAGAAAUGUAAUUACUGGGCUUUUUUGUGACAUACAACGACUUGUUGAGAAUGUUCGAGGGUCUUUAAUCGUAAAGAAAGCAGAACUGGCGGCGUUGGUAGAAGAGGCUCAGACACACUUUAAAGAAAUUCAACGAGGGGUUGGUAAAGAAACUGGAGUACCAGGUAGUAUAUAUGAACAAUGGGGAUUGCUUAAAGGAAGAAUUUCGAGGAUUGUUGGAGACCUUCAUGAUAAGAAGGGAACUGCAACACCGAAUUAUUUAGGCAGGAUAUUGAAUAACGUAACGAAGUAUGUCAGUAAUUUCAGAGAGGAAUUAGGAGAUGACGGGAACGGUUUUAACACUGUAGUAGAGCAGUGGAUUGGAGAGAUUUUGGGGCUUGACCCGGUGAGAGGGUGGGUUGAGGAUUAUGUUAAUGCCAACAAGAGUGCUUUGCAACUACAAUAUACGACGGAUACUCCGAUCGGAAGUGGAAUCUAUGAUACGUUAAACAAGAAGAUUGCAACUAAGGUGAGGGAACUACUUCCUACAGGUGUUAUUAGCAAUGCCGUCGCGAUGGCUAGCGGCUUUAACUCGAACGGAACCAUAAAUGAUCAUGUUAGAACCGUGCAGUUUGUUUGCAUUGCAUUUGCGAAACAGCUUGGCGACAAGAUCAAGGGAACUGGUCUUGUGACACUUUCCUCCACUAUAGUAGAUGCGGUUAACUUGGCAGUAAAGCGUGCGGAUCAGAAUGUAAGCGGUACUCACAUUACCCGCGCAAUUCAAUUUGUUCUUUACGAACUCGUUGGUUCAGCUCACGGAGCAAUUGCCGAACUUCAGCGAUUCACAUCAACGUCCGACAUGGAAGACCUACUGAAGCAGGCUGUGAAAAACGUCGACAUUAUUGGCAGAGAAUUCGACGACGCAGAUACAGGAGAAUACGGUAAAACAAUCACGACAUUGCUGAAAACUGCAGAGGCACAAAUUGGCAAGCUGGGAAAAAUAUUAGGAAGCGCAGGAGUCACACUUAAAGACCGCGUCGAUAAUAUUCAGUGUGAGAUCAUUGAAAAUCUUCAUGGCAUUUGCAAGAAUGAUGACGAAGGUGAAAUCAAUAAAAAGGGUAAAACGGCGUUCGAUAAUAUCGAGGCAUUGAAAAGCAAGCUGGGUGUCGACAUAUAUCUCAUCGGGGCGGAGGUUCAGAACACUGGUGUAUAUCUACAGUAUGCAAUCGACGCCGUCAGCGACUCAUUGGGUGCAGCUUAUAAGACAGCCAUGACAUCCGUUUCAGAACACAGGAAUGCGCUCAUCGACGCAACUACCAACGCAUUCGACGAACUAACCUCUCAGGUUCAAGCCAUGUCAACCAGGCAGAAGCUUGCGAACCUAGAAGCGCUCAGAACGCUGGUGAGUGGGCAACACGAAAUCAUACACGAUGUCAUUAAAUAUAAUAGAAACAACGGCGUUAAGGGUCUAUUAAAGUGGCUGUUUAAAGGCAAAGGAAAUGAACUCGGUAAACUUAACGUUGAUAUAAGUCCAACUAUCACACCGCAAGAACAUUCAAACAAGUUCAAAAAAUUAUCAUCGAAAUUCCAACAAUAUGCUGACGUAAUUUUGUCGUACACCGAGGAACAAGUAAAGACGCCUGUGCCAAACAAGUUCCCAGAACACAAUACCCAAUCUGGUCAGGUUCGCAAAAUUAGAACCGAAUUUGACAUAUUACUCGAUCACCUAAAAAUCAACGAAAAUAAAAAAUACAAUCUUGAUGAUGAAUUUGAAAAGAAAUUAGCUGUACUGAAGAACAAUGUAAAUUCCCGAACUCCCGCUACCUCCGCCCUCGACCCCCAAGCGCUGCCGGACGCAGGACGGCCCGUGCUCAAGGCGCUGCGGGAUGGGAUGAUGGGAUUCGUGGAGGAGUUGGGGAAGGGGUAUGUGAGUAGGUAUGAUGGAGGUGAAAGUAUUAAAGAGUGGGUUAAAAGAGAAGGUGAAAAAGACGUUUUGACGCCUGAAGGAAAAAAUGGCGCCAAGGUGUUUUUGACGCUGCUGGAGAUGGUGAAUGAGGACCUCGGGCAUUUGAAAAAUGAAUGUGAAAGAGAUUGGGGAAAAUUUAAAAUAUACGAACAGGAUAACGAAAGCACAAAUCCACUCGGUUCGUUCCUUAAACGAUGUGGGUUCAAAGUCGCUGAACGUGACACUUCCAAAGAUGGCGAGUUGAGGUUACCAUUAAGUGGAUUCAGCGGUGACCAUAUUACCAAAUUGGAGCUUUUCACGUCCAUUCCUCACACUAAUGCCAGCAAGUUCCUUGUAAAUCUCGACAGCCUUAUCACUCACCUCAACCAGUAUAACCAAGUCGGCCACCUUAGGCAUGUCAAGUCGCCUAGGAACCCGUGCAGUAUUUUCGAAAUGCUCGUAUGGUCAUAUGGGCUGCAGCACAACGGUGUCUAUGAUGAAUUGGUGAAAUAUUGUCAUAAGUACGAUACAUCAUAUGAUAAGAAACCAGAUGCAGAAUUCAAGAAGCGGUUGACAGACACUGUGGAUUACAGCCUACGUGCUCUGAGCGAUUAUUCACGUAAUAUACUCACAACCAUACUCGGUACUGGUGACGAAUACACAACGUACGCCGUUGACUACUCCGAUAAUUCCCUCAAUCUGAAAUAUCCUGCAUCAGGUGAGGACUGCCUACAUACGCUGCUGGACAUCCUCCGUAGACUCCUGCCCACAUUGCGAUUUCUGAAUAACCAAUGCAAGCUCAAAACCAAAGACAACGGUUGGUACGAAUGCGAAUAUGGUAUGUACACCGCUCCAGCCAAAUGGCCGUGUACCGCCCACUCAAGCGACAAGGCAACGAGUCAACCAAACACGCAACCAAAGUGCCAACCAACGUGCAAAGUAAACAGCCAAGCAAAUUGCCAACCAACUUCCCCUCUUCAGUCUUACUUAAAUGACUGUCUACCUGGUCACCUACCUCAUCGAUUGAUUGAUGUCGGCUGUAAGUCGGAAUGUAAAACGUGCUCUCCAAGUACCAGCGGCAUGCCGUGUGUGACUCCCCUUGGCUUCAAGGCGUUUUCAUGUAGCACGCGCCGUGGUGAAGACAUAUGUGCUGUGUUAAGCAAAUUCUUUAACGUUGCGAAGCUUUCGCCUUUAUUCUGCCUGGCGCCCAAACCACCAUCUACGCUGCCAGAGCACAUGGAAUUUGCAUUAGCGUUAGUCAAGGAUUGGGAUUCCGAUGCAACGCACCCUCUUAAAAAUAGUAUUCAUUCCACAAUACGAGGCGCAUCUAUUGAACUAUGUGGAAAGCCGGAAGUGCUGACCACUGCGCUAACAAAUGCGUACGGUUCAUAUUAUGGCAGCCAUGACACCUGUGAUGAUCAGCACAUUUCUAGUCUCACAAGGUGGGAUGCGUGUCCUGCACAGAAUAAACGUUGUGCUCCAUACCUUCAAUCCUUAUGCUACGAUUACUAUAGCUAUCUUGUCAAGAAGCACUGCAAUCUAUACUUGUCAUGGGCUGUAUACCUACCAUGGGAUUUCUGGACUCAACUGAACAAUAUGUGCAACGCGUUCAGCAAUAUCUCAUGUCAAGAUUGGGGAUGCAGAGAGUGUCUGCGUGCCGACAAAUGUAAGCGUGGAGAGCAUGGGCUCAGCGUGAAAAAGGAUGACGAAUCCGAAGAGCCAAAUUGUCGAUGCCCUUCGAUUAUCAGCUGCAAAAGCGUUUCACCUAUGUUGUACUCUUAUGGAUUAACCUUUGGUCACCCUACCAAAAUUCUUACCAACAAAAAAUGUAACGACUUUUACAAUCAGUUGCACAGUGUCUUAAAUUCAAAAUAUUUUAUUGACCUACUGACAAAAUGUGAUGAAUACCUGCGCGAUAUUAGAUGGCCAUUUAUGCUCACCGUCCUGACCCUCUGGCUCCUCUCUUUCCUCUACCUCAUCCACAUCAUGGUCAUCCGCCUAGAUCUCCUCCAUAUCAAAUCGCAUUUGCAUAGUCCAUCAUCGCAUCGUAUCGCUGCUCAAUCCUUACUUGCUGCUGCACGUGUUAACAAGCUUAACAGAGUGUUUUACCUGCAACCAUAA
Molecule: messenger RNA, 5280 nt
Organism: Babesia bigemina
Lineage: Eukaryota; Apicomplexa; Aconoidasida; Piroplasmida; Babesiidae
Exons: 2
Coding region: 1-5280 (1759 amino acids)
Source: RefSeq, a predicted model, not a curated record